AUGGAGAGUCCUUCCUUGUGCUACUUUGCAUUAGCAACAUUUCACUUCUGUUUUAUUAUCAACCUCGUUUUCAUAGGCCAAGCAACUGAUUCCCCAGAUUACACACUGAUACACCAGGAAUCAGAUUACGAGAUCAGACUAUAUGAAGAUAUCUGUUGGAUGUCUGCUCCUGUUGUCCAAGGAAUUUCUUUCCAGAAAUCUACCAAAGCUGGCUUUCACAGGCUUUAUCAAUACAUUCAUGGUGCAAACCUCAACGCUAGUGAACUUGCCAUGACUGCUCCUGUUCUAACAAGCAUCACACAGGCACCAAAUGGAUCUUCAUGCUUUGUAAAGUUGUCUCUGUCAACUGACUACAAAGGGACCUAUCCACAACCGAAUCCCGAACUUAAUUUGCAGUUAGAAAAAUGGGAAGCUAAGUGCAUUGCAGUUAGGAAGUUUUCUGGGUUUGCUGAGGACGAUAACAUUAAGGAAGAAGUACAAGCUCUUGAAACUACUCUACAUGACCACUGGAAUGGAACUUUAGAAAAUAAAAGUUCCUACACCAUUGCCCAAUACAAUGCUUCCUACCAUCUCUCUGGGCGCUUAAAUGAAGUAUGGAUGAUUGUUUCAGGCUUCGGAGCAUAA
Messenger RNA from Dovyalis caffra, 624 nucleotides. NCBI's taxonomy places the organism in Eukaryota, Viridiplantae, Streptophyta, Magnoliopsida, Malpighiales, Salicaceae. The record is from the annotation of a GenBank genome assembly.